This is a messenger RNA of Tricharina praecox, 1119 nucleotides long. Its product is annotated as soluble NSF attachment protein. Lineage: Eukaryota; Fungi; Ascomycota; Pezizomycetes; Pezizales; Pyronemataceae. Gene Ontology annotation, biological process: intracellular protein transport; SNARE complex disassembly. Gene Ontology annotation, molecular function: soluble NSF attachment protein activity; syntaxin binding. Bases 188 to 1096 code for a protein of 302 amino acids. The record is from RefSeq and is a predicted model, not a curated record. Gene Ontology annotation, cellular component: SNARE complex; vacuolar membrane. The transcript has 4 exons.
CAAGACCAGCUUACUCUGCUUGCUUCUUAGUGCGUUCACCCCGCCGGCAAGGGAGCUCCAGGUCAUCACAAGCUGUUACGGGCACCUGCCACAAUCAUCACAACACGACCGCCCUCUCUACCACUCCAAUAAAUCCACAUCCACUCUCCUAUCCUACCGUACCUCACCUGCAUCGACAUCUACAACCAUGGAAGACCCCUCCGCGAUCCUCAAGAAGGCCGAAACGCUCGAGAAGUCCGCGCGCGGCGGCUUCAGCUUCUUCGGGGGGCGCAAAGAGAAGCUCGAGGACGCAUCGGGCGAGUACGUACGAGCCGCGAACGGGUACAAAGCGCGCCAAAACUACGACCAAGCGGCGCGGAUCCUCGAGCGGGCCGCGCAGCUGCAGAACGAGAUCGGCGAGCCCGACGACAUGGCGAACUCGCUGGUACAGGCGUCGCAGUGCUACACGGCAAAGCCCGACAUGCUCCCUGAGGAUGCGGAGAAUGCGGCCAGGCUCCUCAAGGGCGCUAUCACACAUUAUACUUCAAAGGGGAACUUUAGACGCGCCGCUAGCUAUGAGGAGAAGAUGGCAGAGGUGCUGGAGAAGGCUGGGGAUUUGAAGGGCGCCGUCGAGGGAUAUGAGCAGGCGGGUACCUGGUACAAGGUCGAGGGGUCGACGCAGAUGGCGAAUAAGAUGUUUUUGAAGGUGGCGGAUAAUGCGGCGCUGGCGGGCGACUACAGGAGGGCUAUCGAUAAGUAUGAGGAGGUGGCCAAGAGCAGUGCCAGUAACAACCUCAUGAAGUGGAGCUUGAAGGAGUACUUCUUCAAGGCGGCCAUAUGUCACCUUUGCACCGGGGAAAUCGGAACGGCCAAGCGAGCAUUGCAGAGCUAUGCCGAGAUCGAUCUCAACUGGCCCAAUCAGCGGGAGUCUAUGGUGCUGCAGAACCUGAUCACGGCAAUUGAGGCUGGCGAUGAGGCUGCGUACUCGGAACAUCUCUUCCAAUUCAGCCAGGUCAACGAGCUGGACAAGUGGAAGGUACAGCUGUUCCUGCACAUCAAGAACUGUAAGUCCGCCUUUUCUCCAGUGUGCCAAACUAAUGCUGACGGUGUUUCGUAGCCUGCAUUCAAGCAGCCCGUCCU